GGCCUGCAUCACUUUUACCUCGCGUUCAGCAUGUUUACCAAGUUUACCUUCGCUUUUGUUCUCGUGGCCAUGGCUCUCGCCCGCCCUGAGGAGACUCCAGGUUAUGACUACUCAGCCCCUUCUUCACCCGGCAAGUACGACUUCAACUACGCUGUCAAGGACGACUACUCCAGUAAUGACUUUGGUCACCAAGAGAAUCGUAACGGUUAUGGAGCCCAGGGUUCCUACUACGUCCUGCUUCCCGACGGUCGUCUGCAGAAGGUCACCUACUCCGUGAACGGCGACUCUGGCUUCGUGGCCGAAGUCAGCUACGAGGGAGAGGCCCAGUACCCUGCUGAACAGCCUUCUUACAAUCCCACCCCUUCGUAUGUCUAAUCGAUUAUUCCUGCUACCCUUUCCCUUAUGAAAUGACUGACUGACUACAAUACUAUUUAUUGCUUGUACGAGUAAUUUAUAAUUAUAUAUCCAUAGUGCAAUACUUUGAAACAAUCUUUUCUUAUUAGCCUC
This is a messenger RNA of Penaeus monodon (black tiger shrimp), 507 nucleotides long. RefSeq names its product pro-resilin-like. Gene Ontology annotation, cellular component: extracellular matrix. NCBI's taxonomy places the organism in Eukaryota, Metazoa, Arthropoda, Malacostraca, Decapoda, Penaeidae. The record is from RefSeq and is a predicted model, not a curated record. Bases 31 to 375 code for a protein of 114 amino acids. The transcript is spliced from 2 exons.